This is a messenger RNA of Neospora caninum, 1773 nucleotides long. RefSeq lists its product as hypothetical. Bases 1 to 1773 code for a protein of 590 amino acids. Lineage: Eukaryota; Apicomplexa; Conoidasida; Eucoccidiorida; Sarcocystidae. The record is from RefSeq and is a predicted model, not a curated record. The transcript is spliced from 12 exons.
AUGGCAGCGAAAGGUUUCUGGCUGGAUAGUCAGGCCUUUCAAGCCCUGUGCCGUUCCGCGGAUGUGCCCACAUUAAUAAAGGGCCAUGUCUUUUUAUUGCUGAAUGACACACAAAGCGCAGCAGUUGACCGCGAGUCAGGCGCUCUGGACAGUACAGGCAGCGAUCCCUCGUCACAAUGGGUGAAGCGCUUCUGUACUGUGAAAGCGAAUUUGCUUGGUUUCGCGCCUCACAGCGACGCUCCAUUUGAAGGAGCUUAUCUUCUCGAGCAUGUCGACGUUAUUUCUCUCCCAGCUAAGGAAGCCCUAAUAAAACGAAUCAUUCCUGCUCUGCCCCCUGUUGGAGAAGGAGACCAUAUCGUUUACGUGACGAAUAAGAGGGACCGGGCUUACGGCAGGUCAAUUGUCCCUCUCGCUGUCGCUCUACCUUCUCGUGGAGCAGCCCAAUCAUGGAAGGCUGCCAUUUCAGAAGCUAACUUCUGGGAGGCUCGUACAGAGGCGGAACGGUUGACGGCGGAAUCGCGUAAGGAACUCUCUCUUGCGCGGCGUGGCCAGCACAAGAUGGACAUUUGUGUCUCCAAGCAAGAAGCAGAGCUCGAGAGCUUCGAACUGGAGAAGCAGGAACUGAUGUUGGAGAUCCAACGUCUCCGGGAAAAGGCAAGGAGGCUGCAGACGUCAGGAGAGGUCACGGAGAAGGCCGCGGCUGAAUACGUCGACCAGAAAGUGUCGGAGAUCUCUGCACUACAGUGCCAGCUUGCCGAGGAGCUCCGCCAAAAGGCGGUUCUAAAGGAAACACUAUCGGAGUUACGGGAACAUGCAAGCCGGCAGCAACGUCGAAUAAGUGGUAUUGAGGCAGAAAAUAGGCAGCUUGCUACCAGGUAUACGGAGCUGCUCAGAGACCUCGAGGAAGCCAACGACAAUCCGGCGCGAAUCGCACUGGUGGCAGCCCGCAGCAGGAGUUCGAAUCAGCGCCUCACUCUGGAAAACAAGAAGCUAAGGGAAGAAAACAAAGCGCUCACACGCCAUUUCCACGAGAUAGAGGGCAGAUUCGACCAGAAGCUGGCAAUGGUGCGGAAAGUGGCAGAGGCUGGAGACAUCUUUAAUUUCUUGAGGAAAUGGUUGCUCUGCAGCGAGAACAAGAUAAAGUUCUACGAGAUGGGCUAUAAGAUGAACAAGAAUGAGGCCAGCGACCAACGGCGAAAGAUACGAGAACUUCAGGAUGAACUGCGCAUUGCGGAAGCAGUUGCACGGUCCUCGUACAUCUCCGUUCGGUCUAUCCUUCUCGAUGAACAGCUGAAGUCGUACACAAAACACGCUGAAGUUCCCGAUGUAUUUUCAUUUGUCAAAACGUCUCUUGAACGAUUCGGCUGGAUUUUCGGAGAGAUCGAAGCCGUCCAACCUGUAGACCGUGUCUUCGGAGUCGAGCUCCCCCACUGGCUACAUGGUGGUGAACCUCCCUCGAAAGCUCCUCUGCUGGAGCGAAUUUACCCUAGUGGAGCUAUCGAGGGGAGCACUCGGUUUUCCUUGGUGAAGGGCGUUGACGUAAUGAAACCAGUCGAAAACAUGGUUCCUUUCAGCCGCUUCACAGCAGUGGAAACCUCACUGCGUCUUCUAGAGGUUGAUUUCAAAGAACUGGAGGAGAAUUACGCUGGCGCGAACGAAAAGCUUUCGGAGUGCCACAGAUUAAUCCAGGAUCUUCGAGAUGGGAAAGAAGGGGAUCCAUCUCGCUGGGAGCACGUGGGCGGGGAGCGUGGAACGGUGUUGAAACCGAUGUGA